AUGAGGCGCGCGGCGGCGGCGGCGGAGCGCGUCUCGGAGCUGGGCUUUCCCCCGCGCGGCUGGCGCCGGGAGCCGCCUUUUCCGCUGGGUGUCACUCGGGGGUGGGGGUCUGGUUCAUUGAAAAGCGCCGCGAGGGGGGCCCGGCCAGUGCCCUUCGGUGAGCGCUCGCGGGCGGACGGCGGAGGUCGCGGCGGCGGGACCUUGCGCCCCAGGACGCGGCUGCCCCUGCGCGCGGAGCCCGGGCCGCUGCGCCCGCUGCUCCCUCUGCGCCCGCUGCGCCCGCUGCGCCCGCUGCGCCUGCUGCGCCUCGGCCUCCUGUGCGCGCUCCGGCCGGGCGGCCGCGGGAGCCGCGGGAGCCGCUGGGGCGAGGACGGCGCGCGGCUGCUGCUGCUGCCCCCGGCCCGGGCGGCGGGGAGCGGAGAGGCCGAGCCGGGCGGCGGCCCCGCCUAUGCCGGGAGGAUGCUGGAGAGCAGCGGCUGCAAGGCGCUGAAGGAGGGGGUGCUGGAGAAGCGCAGCGACGGCCUGCUGCAGCUCUGGAAGAAAAAGUGCUGCAUCCUCACCGAGGAGGGGCUGCUGCUGAUCCCGCCCAAGCAGCUGCACAGCCGCCGCCGCCGCCCCCAGCAGCCGGGGCCCGGCCCGGCCGAGCCGUCCCAGCCGGGAGCGCCCGCCGCCGCCAGCCUCGAGCCGCCGGGCAAGCUCAAGGAGCUGCACUUCUCCAACAUGAAGACCGUGGACUGCGUGGAGCGCAAGGGCAAGUACAUGUACUUCACCGUGGUGAUGGCCGAGGGCAAGGAGAUCGACUUUCGGUGCCCGCAGGACCAGGGCUGGAACGCCGAGAUCACGCUGCAGAUGGUGCAGUACAAGAACCGCCAGGCCAUCCUGGCCGUCAAGUCCACGCGGCAGAAGCAGCAGCACCUGGUGCAGCAGCAGCCGCCGCCCCCGCAGCCCCCACAGCCCCCGCAGCCCCCGCAGCCCCCGCAGGCGCAACCCAAGCCGCCGCAGCCGCAGCAGCUGCACCCGCACCCGCACCCGCACCCGCUCCCGCUCCCGCACCCGCACCCACUCGCGCACCCGCACCCGCAGCCGCACGGCCACCGGCUGCUCCGCAGCACCUCCAACUCCGCCUGAAGGGGCCACCCAGGUGCGAGGACCACACGUGGGACGAGCACCUUUGCACCGUCACUUGCACCUGAGAAUCGUCUCCCCGCCCCGCGCGCCCCGGGAGCUCGCCCCGGGAGCUGGACGCCUCCCUGUCUCCUCCUCGCCCCCCGCGCCCCCCAUCGCAGCGCAGGACACCUGCCGCCCCGAGGGCUCGCUAUUUAUGGACCUUUGCGAGGAUCUUCCAGUACGGUGGACCUUCUAGGAGCAACGAUGUACUGUAAUUUUUAUUUUAAUGUAUUUUGAUUUAUGAUUAUUUAUUAGUUCUUUUUUUUUAAAUGCUUGUUUUAAGACAUUUCUGAAUGUAGGCCAUUUUCCAGGAAAAAAAAAAAAAAAAAAGAAAAGAAAGAAACUCUAUUUUCAAGAACUUAUUCCCUAGUAAACUCUAAUCUUGGAAAAGAAGAAAAGAAAAAAAAAAGUAGAAGGGCGGUGGAGGGGAAAACGUUAAACAUUCAUUAUUCCUAGGGCAUUUCCAGAAGGUCUGACACUUUCGUUGUUUUGCCAGGUGGUUGAAAUUAAACUCUGUGAUAUUACUUCACUUUUACUUUGAGAUUUUUUUUUUUUUCUUAGACAUACAUUUUCUUUCGAGUAGAAGUUUUCAAAAGCUCAGUGUUCGGAAUCGUAUAACUAUGAAAAUCUAAUUCCUUUUCUAAAAGGAGAUUUGUAGUAGUGAUAUCUAAUUCCAAAUAUUUAACACAUAACCCAACUGAUGGCAGGAUGAGCGUAUCCUGAAUAAAUGGUAGGGCUGAUGUAAUGGAGGAAAAGCUUUGCUUAUGUCAUCUGUUUGAAGGGGCUAAUGAGACUUCUGUGAUUUCUGAGUAUGAGUGCAUUAGGCGUUUCAUUUCAUCAUUUCAAAAAAAAAAAAAAACAGCGGGGCGGGGGUGGAGGUGGGGGGAAGAGAACUGUUCAACUUGUUGGAGAGAACAUUUGUGCUCUUACCCACCCUAGAGAUUACCCUUCUCUGAGAGCUUUGCACACUCUACUUGAACACCUUUUCUGACCCUUUUACUGUAUUCUAGAAAUGUACUCUAGAAUCUCAUAAUCUAAAAUAGAUAUUUUAAAUAUUUCGAAGGACUAGGAGUCUUAGCUUUUUUGUAUUCAUACCGAAAAUACUGCUGAGCAGAGAAACCAACUCUUCUGCUUCUUACUGCUCUGUGAGACAUGAGGGUCGUAUAUCAUGUAGCCAGGUUAGCUAAACUCAGACAUUGAAAAAGGAAGGACUGGAUAAAGCCUGGAUUUUCAGUAAGAAAACAACCCAGUCUUGUUUUAGCAGCCACUUGUUCAGGAGUCUGAGGGGUGGGGUGGAGCAGCGGGGGAGGAUGUGCUUUUAAAGGUGGAACAAACCCUCUUCUGUAUCAAAUCAAAAGGAUGGUCCAAAUCCACAAGGGCAGAUGCUGCUUAGGCUUAAAAAAGAACCCUAGUUGAUACCAAAUCCUCCUGGGGCUGAAAAUCACUUCCUAUCUGCAUGCCUUUAUUGAUGGUCUCUGUUUUCCAUUAUCUUUUUCACAAAGUCUUGAUCAGUAUUUUUCCAGCAUCCAAAUACUGAAUGGUCAGUAUUACUAGGCCAUUGCUAAGUUGCAGAGUCGAGAAAGGAAAAGAGAAGGCCGUGCUAGAGACCUCUUUAUUCUCCUUCCACCUAGAAAGGAGUUGAGAUCAAAUUCCUUUCUAGUACAAUAUUUAAAUGAUGAAUUUUGGGGUCACAACUCUAAUCUGAAAAGUUGUGGGUUGGGGGGGGGAGUUCAAACUCAGGCAAAUAGCAAGUACACCUUAAGGGACUCCCACUUCCAGUGGCUAAGUCACAGUUCUGGAAAUAGGCUGCAAAGGUCAGAAACGUAAAUAGAUACACACAGACGCACACACACACGUGCAUAUACGUGUAGGUAUGUGUGUGGGUAUGACGGGCAGUUCUGACAACAGAUCUGAAGAGUUCUUAACUGUGCUUCGGCUUCUCUCGAACCACGGUUGUGCUUUUUAGAUAAUGCCUCGUUGUAUGGUCUUAAUAUACGCAGGCCCUAUAGCCCCCGAUUCAACCGUAGUUUUUGUCUCUCAAGUUUUUGUGCUAUAAAAAAAAGAAGUCCAAUCCAUACCAAAUAUUUUUAAGAUUAACAUUGUUGGGGGCCCUUCAAAGGCCUUUGUAUGUUGUCCACUUAUGCACAGGCGAGGUAGCGUGUGGGAGACAAUAGGGAGACAAUAGGCCCAGGCUUUCUUCGGGGCUGGAAUUUUCUCCUGCCCCCUCUCCCCUCAGAGGCUGGCUGUUAAGGGGCCUCCAGAUUCCUGGGGCCUUCGUCCGCCCCUCCGCGGCCCUGUCCCUGGUCUGCUGGGACAGUCCCCCCACGCUGGCCCUCCCGGCAGCCCUCUCGCCUCAACCCUUCUCAGCAUUUACCUGUGAGACCUCAGAAAUGAGAAAGGAGGGGGACAGGAUGUCUUGUUGUUUGACACUUUGAGCCCAGGGUGGCUGGAUCAUUUUUUCAGAACAGCACAAGCAGCACACAGGACACAGAGGCAAGCCACUCCCUGUGUCAGCGGCCAGUGUACCAUAUUCUGUAAGAAAACGAUACAAACCACCCGAGGUCAUUGUGUUUUUAAAGAUUUUAUUUAUGUAUUCAUGAGAGAGAGAGAGAGAGAGAGAGGCAGAGACCCAGGCAGAGGGGGAAGCAGGCUCCCCGCAGGGAGCCCACGUGGGCCUCGAUCCCAGGACCCGGGUCACGGCCUGGGCCCAAGCAGGUGCAGCACGCCUUGGCCCCUCGCCUCAGGCCUGACCGUGGCCAGCUUGUGGCCAGUGCGAGUCCAGCACAUUGCCUGUUUUCCGUCCCCGGGGCAAGUGACUUGGUUUGCCUUUGGCUCCAGGGCCGAGGACAGGGCCUGAGACUGAGUGCAGCCCGAGCCUCGAAGGUGAAAACCGGCCUGGGGCCCUGGGGGCCCUCGGGCUCCUCUUUCGAACCUGCCGAGCUCGCUGCUGGGGCUUUGCCAGGAAGCCACCCCGAGCAGCAGCGUAAAAUGUGGGAAUCCCAGGGCUCACGUCCAGUGCAUCCGCGACUCUCCCAAGAGACACGCACACAUACCUAAAGCACCCUAAGCUGGACUACCCAUGGAGUUCUGUUGAAUGGGUUUUAAAGAUCGGUUUUGUAGACUUGACACAAUUCGAAGGGCAACUUUUUGAUCUGCAGUGUUGAACGGAUCUAGGGCUACACUAGGUUGGAUGACAAGGCGGCCUGUGACUUUGUCGGCAGGACAUCUGCCAAGUGGAGGAAGGACUCCACCGGGGUUUUCCUGGCAGGGCCCCUGUGGUACAGUGAAGGCGGCAGAAGGACCCUGGAAGCAUCUGCAUAAAAGCAUAAAAGCUGGUGAGACCUACUGCCACCUGCUCUGAAGUGACCUGUCCGGGAUCAGUUAGGCCCGGUGGUGGUGGUGGGGGCGGUGGGUUCAAUAAUACGUGGUCCUUCUAGAUCACUGUAUUUAUUUUGUGAGGAAGGAUAAAACUACCGUCCGUUACAUUCCACCAUCCGUCUUCCGCUUAAGGUUUUAGAAUUUGCAAGUAUCGGCUUCUGAAAACCAAGCAUCACCAGGUACCACAUGCUUUAGAAAGUGCAUCACAUUUGUGAACUUAAUAGUGUGGUCGCAAUUUGUAUAAAUAUGCCUCUAAUGACUUUUGGGAGAUGUGAUAUAUUUUUCAUAUUUAAAUGCAUUCCACUUCAAAUAAAGUAUCUAUUGUGAUGACCAA
Molecule: messenger RNA, 4879 nt
Organism: Canis lupus familiaris (dog)
Lineage: Eukaryota; Metazoa; Chordata; Mammalia; Carnivora; Canidae
Gene: PHLDA1
Product: pleckstrin homology like domain family A member 1
Biological process (GO): positive regulation of apoptotic process
Cellular component (GO): nucleus
Molecular function (GO): phosphatidylinositol phosphate binding
Source: RefSeq, a predicted model, not a curated record